AGAAGAAGAAAAAGGUUGUCAGACGAAAACGUAUGGGACCAGAGGUAUCUCCAGACAGGACAGGAGCUUGAUGAUAACGUUGAAGGCCGAAGAAUAGAGGGCAUUUCGGUAGAUGUUCUACAGUCGUGAAUGCAUUACAUGUCAUUUUUAUAACCAGGAAAGGAUCUUCUUGACAAGAGACAGAGCGCACGGUCGCACCACGCCACAGCUGACUGACAGAUCGCCGGUCGUAAACUGACGUUUACUGGAGCGAAGAAACGAAGGAAGUUAUCGGUCUCUUGGGCCGUUGUCUGUUUAGCACCAACGUGACUAAUAAAACGCUAACGUAGAUACAUAAAUUGUAUAAUGGCGGACUACCUGAUCAGUGGACAGACUGGUUACGUGCCCGAUGAUGGACUCAGCGGGCAGCAACUCUUCAACUGCGGGGACGGCCUUACCUACAAUGACUUCCUGAUUCUCCCAGGGUACAUUGACUUCACAUCGGAACAGGUGGAUUUGACUUCAGCCCUGACGAAGCAGAUCACCAUGAAAACGCCUUUUGUAUCCUCCCCCAUGGACACCGUCACCGAGUCGGCGCUGGCCAUUGCCAUGGCACUCACGGGGGGAAUAGGCUUCAUCCACCACAACUGCACUCCAGAGUUCCAGGCCAACGAGGUCCGCAAGGUCAAGCGGUAUGAGCAGGGUUUCAUCACUGACCCGGUGGUGAUGAGUCCUACAGACCGUGUGGCUGAUGUGUUCCAGGCCAAGGCACGCCACGGCUUCUGCGGCAUCCCCAUCACAGACAGCGGCCACAUGGGCGGGCACCUCGUUGGCAUCAUCUCCUCGCGGGACAUUGACUUCCUGAAGGAGGAGGAGCACAUCCUGCCACUCAACGAGGUGAUGACGAAGCUUGAGGACCUUGUCGUAGCUCCAGCUGGAGUGACACUGAAAGAGGCCAAUGAGAUCCUGCAGAGGAGUAAGAAAGGUAAGCUGCCCAUAGUGAACAAGGAGGGCUGCUUGGUGUCCAUCAUCGCCAGGACAGACCUGAAGAAGAACAGGGACUUCCCCCUGGCCUCUAAAGACUCACGCAAACAGCUGCUGUGUGGGGCAGCCAUCGGCACGCACAACGACGACAAAUACAGACUGGACCUGCUGGUGCAGAGCGGCGUAGAUGUGGUCGUACUAGACUCCUCUCAAGGGAACUCGAUCUUCCAAAUCAACAUGAUUAAGUACAUCAAAGAGAAAUACCCACAGCUUCAGGUCAUUGGAGGCAAUGUGGUAACUGCAGCCCAGGCCAAGAACCUGAUCGACGCCGGGGUGGACGGCCUGCGAGUGGGCAUGGGCAGUGGCUCCAUCUGCAUCACACAGGAAGUGUUGGCGUGUGGGCGUCCCCAGGCCACCGCCGUGUACAAGGUGUCUGAGUACGCCCGUCGAUUCGGGGUGCCAGUCAUCGCCGAUGGGGGUAUCCAGACCGUUGGGCACAUCGCCAAAGCCCUGGCACUUGGGGCAUCUACAGUGAUGAUGGGCUCUCUCCUGGCUGCCACCAGCGAGGCUCCAGGUGAAUACUUCUUCUCUGACGGCAUUAGGCUGAAGAAAUACCGAGGCAUGGGCUCACUGGAUGCCAUGGACAAGAACCUGGGCUCCCAGACCAGAUACUUCAGUGAGUGUGACAAGAUCAAGGUGGCCCAGGGUGUGUCGGGGACGGUCCAGGACAAGGGCUCUAUCCAUAAGUUUAUUCCCUACCUGCUGGCUGGGAUCCAACACUCCUGUCAAGACAUCGGAUCCAAGAGCCUCACCCAGCUCAGAGCCAUGAUGUAUUCUGGGGAUCUGAAGUUUGAGAGGAGGUCGACUUCGGCCCAGAUGGAGGGAGGAGUCCACAGCCUGCACAGUUAUGAGAAGUGCCUGUUCUAAAGACGAGAACAACAGUAGUGGGCUGCAGACUUGUGUUCCUCAAGCGUACGCACAUGAAAGCACACACAACUACUUGACAACCCCCCACACACUAACACAAAUGUCAAUUAUGCCUAAACCAUCAGUCUUCCCCUUCUGUUGUUCCCUGUCUAUGCUGAGGGAGAGCAGAGCAUGUCUGUCUUGUCUAUCCGUCAGUAUUGUGAUGGAGUGUUUUGGUGUUAUCAGAUGCCUUCCAUGUCCUACUGACGUGAAUAAAGGUGAAUAAGUCAAAUAAAAAUGUUUUUUUUCCACA
Oncorhynchus kisutch (coho salmon) is the source of this 2182-nucleotide messenger RNA. RefSeq names its product IMP (inosine 5'-monophosphate) dehydrogenase 2 (gene impdh2). NCBI's taxonomy places the organism in Eukaryota, Metazoa, Chordata, Actinopteri, Salmoniformes, Salmonidae. Gene Ontology annotation, molecular function: IMP dehydrogenase activity. Gene Ontology annotation, biological process: GTP biosynthetic process. The coding region runs from base 346 to 1890 and encodes 514 amino acids. The record is from RefSeq and is a predicted model, not a curated record. The transcript is spliced from 14 exons. Gene Ontology annotation, cellular component: cytoplasm.